Molecule: messenger RNA, 564 nt
Organism: Ostertagia ostertagi
Lineage: Eukaryota; Metazoa; Nematoda; Chromadorea; Rhabditida; Trichostrongylidae
Source: the annotation of a GenBank genome assembly
AUGAGGAGUUGUCGGAAGUCGUGCGGAUUGUGCGGGCCACCUGAGAAAAAAUAUGAUCUGCGAAGACUAGCGCCACAGCUGCAACCUUUGGCGUUCUUGAUCGGCAAAUGGCGAUCAGAGCACGGUGGAAAGGCGAUUUUCCCGACAAUACCCAAAUUCACAUAUGGCGAAGAAGUGGACAUCAGCAUUCCUGACGACGCACUUCAAGCGGCAAAAGCUCUCAAUUACACAGCGUUUGCCUGGUCUAUCAAUGAAAAAGAUGAACUCCAUAGUGAAUCCGGUUACAUCUCUGUGAAACCGAACACCCAGGAAGCAGCUCUCACAACCGUCAUGAACAAUGGGUUCGUGACGGUCGAAGAAGGUCCAAUCAAAGGAUCACAAAUCAAAUUUCGGUUAAAGGACGUUGGACGAAUCAGCUUCAGUCGUGAUCUGCCAGUUCAUGAUCUCAUCAGGGAAUGGACGUUGUUGGACAAGAACACGUUGCAAGCUCGAUUGAAUAUGGAGACAUUGACGCACGGCAUGCAAGAACACACGUUUAUUCGAUACCACAAAAUUGCUCCUUAG